AUGCGCUUCCAGGUCAUCGACUAUCUACUUGUCCUAGCACAUAUUGUGCUAGGACAGAAAAGCAGUGUCCAGACUGUACCUUCUGUUAGCACCAAAGGCAUAGUUUCAUCAGGCUCAACCAGUACAUACUACGGCCCAACAAGUAUUUCCACCUCAAGCUCAUCCAGCACUAUCAAACCCAGCCUCCCAGGCUCCCCCAUUUCCAAUUCUUCAACAAAUUCCAGCGUGCCCUUCUCAACUCGUCACCCAAUAACUACCCCAAACAUUACCACACCAACUAUGACCUUCUCCUGGCCACCAAAGGAUACGCAAGCUGGGCAGCCUUCAUACUGUAUCCGAUGGCAUCUCGCAUCAGCGAUAGAUACUUGCGAGAGUAUACUAGCCCCUAUACUCUUCAAGUUUGACUAUGGCCAAUCUGUAAGUUUGAGAUCCUGUGUAUUUGAGACACAACGUUUGGUUUGAAUUGACUAAGGAGCAGGCAUGCUUGGAAUCCAGCUUUAGGGGAUGACUGUUCUGGACUAUACGACAGUUGGUGGUACUGUAUUGAUAUACAAGCACAGUCUUCCCUUACCUUAAGGUACGUGUCACAAACUCUUGAGGCGUCAUUACCACCUGCAGACACUUCGUGUUACUCAAUGGUUCAGGAGGUACAAGAGCUAAUUUGGGCAACAGUUUUCCCAGUGAUGAUAAAUCAACGAUGACAAUUCCCCCCAUGUUUCCUUUGACUCCUACUACGUUUCCAGCAGUCAACACCAGCUUUACAGCAACACCAACACAAGCGGGUAUAGCGAAAGGGUGUCAGGCAUUCCACCAAGCGGUAGCGGUAAAUUUCCAAUUCCACUAGCUGUUUAAACACAGUCUGACAAAAGCAUAAUCACAGGGCGAUACGUAUGCCGCAAUUGUCACACUAUACUCGUUUAUCACGUUAGAGCAAUUCUACGCUUGGAAUCCCGCCGUCGGAACACAAUGUCAAAAUUUAUGGGUGGGGUACUGGUACUGUGUUGCAAAUUUUGGACCAAAUGAUAUCCCAGCAGUUCCUGUUGUGACUGCGGCUUCAACUUCCCUGGCCCCAGGAACAGUUAGUAAUUGCACAGCAUGGUAUCUCAGUGAACAAGGCGAUACGUGCGACUUGAUCUCUACUAUAUUUGGAACCUUCUCCGUCAAUGAUUUCAUUGAGUGGAAUCCUGUUGUCUGGGAUGAUUGUUUAGGAAUCAAAGUAUGUCGUUCCUUAUCCAGGUUAUCCUUGAAAACUGCGCCGAUUGUAGAAAAUAGACUGAUACAUAAACUCAGCCAAACACCUACUAUUGUAUUGCAAUUCCUGGGACACCAACGACUCGCACCGCUCCCCUCAUGACAGGAACAAUUUCAUCAGACAACCCAAAACAAUCUGGUAUAGCACUAAACUGUGUUAAAUUCUGGCAUGUUGGAUUGUAAGUCAUCCUUCGUUUGAACGAGAAAAUACUCUAAUGAUUCUCAUCAGGACUGAUAACUGCUGGUUUAUCAUUUCUUACGCGGGUAUUAGCGAGUCUGGUUUCUUUGCUUGGAACCCUGCGGUCAGUACUCCAGGCGUAGGGAAUUGUAAAGCAUUGAUUCCCGACACCUAUGUGUGCAUUGCUGUGCAACAAAGCCCUGCAGUUACGACCGCUACUUCAUGA
Hymenoscyphus albidus is the source of this 1655-nucleotide messenger RNA. The record is from the annotation of a GenBank genome assembly. Lineage: Eukaryota; Fungi; Ascomycota; Leotiomycetes; Helotiales; Helotiaceae.